This is a messenger RNA of Phytophthora infestans T30-4, 1098 nucleotides long. RefSeq names its product calcineurin-like phosphoesterase, putative. Lineage: Eukaryota; Oomycota; Peronosporomycetes; Peronosporales; Peronosporaceae. Gene Ontology annotation, cellular component: cytoplasm. The coding region runs from base 1 to 1098 and encodes 365 amino acids. The record is from RefSeq and is a predicted model, not a curated record. The transcript has a single exon. Gene Ontology annotation, molecular function: hydrolase activity, acting on ester bonds.
AUGAGAUUCGUUUCAACGCUGUUGGCUGCGCUUGGAAUUGUAACAUCCACGGCGCAGAAGGCGCCGAUCCAGGCCCGCAAUAGCUCGGACGACACUUCGCUGGUGUUCAAGAUCCUUCAACUGGCCGAUCUCCACAUCACCGGUAUCCCGACCGUCGGCUGCGGCACCAGCGUGCCGGUGGGAAUGGCCAGCCAAAACUGCUCGGAGGCGCUCAUGUACGCGUUCAUGGAGCAGUUGCUGGAUGUAGAAGAACCUGACUUUAUCGCGUUCACGGGCGACAAUGUGCAGGUGUACGGCCCCAGCACGCACCAACGAGCCGUUGAUGCCCUCACAAGAGCGGCCGAGGAGCGCAACAUUCCGUACGGAAUAGUGUUUGGCAAUCACGACUACGAAGGAGAUUUUCCUCGAGAGAGGUUUGUCGAGAUGGUGUCUGAGAAAAACCACUCGUACAUGGUGAGCGGACCGGAAGCCGUGGACGGCGUUGGCAACUACAUGCUCAAUGUGACGGCGCCACUUGCCGGCGCCUGGGGGGACCAAGGGGACACCGUAUUCCGCAUGUACUUCUUGGACUCGGGGGCUAAUGCGCUCACUGACAAGUACCCGUACGUGUUCUCUCAGUACGACUGGAUCAAGCAGAGUCAGAUCGACUAUUACCGCCAAAUGUCGGAGACUGGACGCGUGGAGCGACACAGUCGAUCCGACACGGUGUUGCCUGCAGUCAUGUUCUUCCACAUCCCGCUGGUCGAGUUCGCGUACUCGGAGGACGGCUGCAACGGCGAGAAGAACGAGUUGGUGCAUGACCAAGGCAUGAAUCUACGCUUGCUGUCCACAUUGUCGGACAUGAAUGAGGUCAAGGCGGCGUUUGUGGGCCACGACCACGUGAACGAGUACUGCUGUCUAGUAGACGGUGUGCAACUCUGUUACGGAGGCGGUACAGGCUUCGGACGUGCGUACGGCGCCUCCGAUUUCUCUCGCCGGGCGCGAGUGAUCCAGUGGACGGUAGAUAGCAACGAGCGUCACGAAAUCCGCAGUUGGAAGCGGCAUUACGAUGACAUUAGCGUCAUACAUAGCGAGGAAGUGCUGUAUUCAGAGCUGUAA